Molecule: messenger RNA, 696 nt
Organism: Camelina sativa (false flax)
Lineage: Eukaryota; Viridiplantae; Streptophyta; Magnoliopsida; Brassicales; Brassicaceae
Source: RefSeq, a predicted model, not a curated record
AUGUCAUCUUCAUCAAACCAUUACCACUACCAAAGAGAUGGUAGGGAUGAUCUUGAUGCUUAUUUUGAUGCAUAUUUUGAUAAUUAUGCCGAAAAUUCUAAUCUCAUUCAAGAACCAAUAGAGCCAAAGAAAUGGAUUUAUAUCCCAAGAAACCGAGAAGAAGGCCACAAUAAUCUAUGGAAUGAUUAUUUCAGUGAUACUCCAACAUACCCGGACUAUUUAUUCCGGCGACGGUUUCGUAUGCACAGGCCAUUGUUCAUGCGUAUUGUGCAACGUCUCUCUACAGAAGUCGAGUAUUUCCGUCAAUCCCAGGAUGCAACCGGUCGGGCUAGUGUGUCACCUAUACAAAAAUGUACUGCAGCCAUUCGCCAAUUGGCAUAUGGUACUGCCUCCGACACAGUUGACGAGUAUGUACGAAUUGGUGGUUCAACAGCUCGGAAAUGUUUGCACGAGUUUACCGCCGCAAUAAUCUUGUUAUUUGGCGAUGAAUACCUAAGACGCCCCACACAAGACAACCUAGAGAGACUACUCUAUCAAAAUGAAAAACGUGGAUUUCCCGGUAUGGUUGGGAGCAUUGACUGUAUGCAUUGGGGGUGGAAAAAUUGUCCAACAGCUUGGAAAGGGAUGUAUUCACGAUCAACCGGAAAACCUACAAUCGUGUUAGAGGCGGUAGCUUCGUAUGACCUCUGGAUAUGA